Messenger RNA from Pogona vitticeps (central bearded dragon), 2342 nucleotides. The record is from RefSeq and is a predicted model, not a curated record. Lineage: Eukaryota; Metazoa; Chordata; Lepidosauria; Squamata; Agamidae.
AUGCUAGCAGAAGACGUCAGUGGAACCAGUUACUUGGAGAAGGUGAGGUUCCGUUUCUGCGGUGACUUGGAUUGCCCUGAUUGGGUCCUGGCGGAAAUCAGCACCUUGUCCAAAAUAUCCUCAGUGAAGCUGAAGCUGAUCUGUGCCCAGGUUUUGAAGGAUCUCCUUGGGGAUGGAAUCGAUUAUGAGAAGAUCUUAAAGCUAACAUCAGAUGCCAAAUUUGAGUCUGGAGACGUGAAGGCGACCAUCGCUGUGCUCGGCUUCAUCCUCUCCAGCGCCGCCAAGCACAACGUGGACUCCGAGUCGCUCUCCAGUGAAUUGCAACAGCUGGGACUGCCGAAAGAACAUGCUACAGGAUUGUGCCGGUCCUACGAGGAGAAGCAAAUUCCUCUUCAAGAGAGCCUCAGGAGGUGCAGCUUGAGGUUAAACAGCCUGGAUUCUGUGUCCUGGAGAGUGGAUUAUACUCUUAGCUCCAGCCAGCUCCAGCGAGUCAAUGAACCUGUAGUUCACCUGAAGUUAAAUCUGAAGGAUGUUGACCGAGGCAACCUGGAACCAAUUGCCAUGACUGUGUCAGCAGAGAAAUUCCGUGUCUUGCUUGCAGAGCUGAAGCAGGCUCACGCCAUCAUGAAGACUCUUGAUUGAGGACCCUCCUGAGGUGGAAAGCAUCGCUGCUGGACCGAGGAAAUUCCCCACGAGACAAGGUGUCUCCCUUGGAUGCCGUCUGUGCCCCAGAGAGUUCUUGGGCAUAGCCGGUGCUUAACCUCAUCCCUGCAGGACAGGAAAGCUGUGAUAGAAGAGCCCAGCCCUCUUUUCCAUAUUGAUGUGCCCCCCAAAGCAUCUUCACUGUUCUCGAUUUGGCGCUCAAGAUGGGUCCACUUGAGCAGCAGAAGAGAGUGAGAGAAUGGACGGUACCUUGUUAGAAUGCAAAGAGAGGGGUGUGUGUGUAUUUUUGUUAAACUGUCUCCAUGCACUUGAAAUAACGAACAGGGGAUGGACUGUUGGUAUAGAAAGGAGGGAUUGGAAACUGUGGCUUCCCUCCCACCCUCUGCUUGCCGUCCAUUCUACCACCUUGUUCUGCUGUAUUUCAAGUUUUGGCAGGCCCCCCGUUUUCCUAGAAACCUGCUACAACUUUUUAUUCCAGAACCCUCUUGGUCAGUGUGUCAAUCUCUUUUCCCUCAUUCUUAGAAGGCCGGGUUGCUUAAAGGAUGAAUGAAUUAAUGAGUCCAUUCCUUUCUUCAUUCUUCCUCCAUUCCCUGCUUUGGUGAUCAUUCAUGGAGUUCCAGCACCCCUCCCCUCACCAGCUGUCAUGCACUGCUCCGUCUCUUCCCGUCGCACGACCCUCCAGCCCUGGCAGGAGCACGGACUUCCUUUCUCUGCCUCUUCCAGCAGCUGCCCACUCAGAUGAGGAGGCGGGGCAGAGAUUCCUGCAGCGCUGCUGGAGGAGGUGGAGAAGGGGGAGGAGUCUGUGCUCCUGCCAGGACUGGAAGAUUGUGCGACACAGAGGGAACGAUCAACAUAUGCUGGCUGGUGAGUGGGGGUGGAAAGCGAAUGUGCAGCACCUCUGGUGCCGUGCCGACAACUUAGGGACAACUUGGCAGAAAGUGUUUCGUGCCCACCUCUAGUCAGGAUCCCUUCUCUUUAGUUAGCAAUGGCUCCCAGCUUGAGCACAUGGCUUCUGGAUCAUAGAAACCCAGGAAAAAAGCCCAGUGCUUCUGUGGCACCUGCAUAACAUCCAUCUGUACUUCGAGGCAUCAAGUGGAUUGCAGUUCCCCAGGUGUCGUAGGGAGUCUGUGUUUGUGCUCAUGGUCCACCUCAAGGUUGAUCCCAGAAAUGACAAUUUUUUGUUCUGGCUUGGAAUAGGUGAUCUCUAUGUCAUUCUCUCUGGGGAGUCUGUGAUCCUCUGUCCCUUUCAUGUUACAAACAUCCCAGCAAAAUCCCACUGAGUGCUUGUCUCCCCCCAUUCUUGCAGGAGUGGGGAAACUUGGCUCUCCAAAAAGCCGUUGGACUGCAUUCCCCAUUGUCCCUGCCCAGUGUAGCUGUUAGUGAAGAAUGAUGGGAAUUGUAGUCCAAAAACAGUUGGAAUGCCAUAAGUUGAUGAUCCCCCGCUUCUUAGCCCUUUCCUUAAGAAAAGAAGGGUGCUUGGUUCCUUUUACAAAUGAACUACUUGUUGAGUUGUGGAAGGAACAACAAAAUAGUUUUUCUACUUCCUUUGAGCCACAUUUCUAAAUAUCUCAGCACCUUGGUAGCCUGGUUCUUAAAAAAACGAAGGUCGUUCUUCAUAUAAUUUCUGUAAUUUAAGGGAUGCAGAGAACAAAAUAAAAUAAACCCACAGGAUUGUGAAA